Molecule: messenger RNA, 1325 nt
Organism: Meloidogyne enterolobii
Lineage: Eukaryota; Metazoa; Nematoda; Chromadorea; Rhabditida; Meloidogynidae
Source: the annotation of a GenBank genome assembly
AUGACAACAGUUUCGCGUGCAGAAUAUUUAAAGAAAUAUACAACAAAUUUAUCAGAAAAACCAAAAAAGAGCAAAUCAAAAACUAAAAAAUCAACAAAUUCGAAUGUUGGAAUGCGUUUACUUGAUGAAGACACGUUUAUUCGAAGCAAACCGGGGACUAGUAGAAAUAAAUUAGAGGACGAAUUUGAGGAAGAGGAUGACGAGGAAAUGGAUGAUGUUGAAAGAGCAAUUCGUUUAUUGAAUAGAAAGGCAGAACUUACACGUAAAAAUAAGAAAGAAGAUGCACCAGUUUUUAAAAGUGAUGGAUUUGUUGUUAUUCAAGGGCCACCUGACGACCCAGAUGAAGAAAAAUCACCAAACUCUGCCUCUAUCUUAAAAAAAGAUAUUAAGGAAGAAAUUGAUGAAGAAAAUAUUGAUCAAGAAGAGCCUUCAAAAAAGCGAAGAAAAAUGGACGAUGGCCGAAAAGCUGGACUUUUGAGUAAAGAAGUUGCAAAAGAAGAAAUUCAAAAAAUGCGUGAACGUGGCCAAAAGGAAAAAGCCCAAGCAGACGAACAAGGCCGUGAUGCUGAAACUCGCAAACGAGUGACAGGUUUUGACAGAGGAAGAAGGGGCAGAAGAGAAGAAGAAAAUUCUGAAGAAAAAAAGGCUAGAGAAGCUCGAGAAGCUGCAAAGCAAGCAGAAAUGGAGAAAAAAUAUUCUCUAUGGAAUAAAGGAAUAGCUCAAAUAAAAGAACGAGAAGAAAAAUUGGAUGAAAUGGAACAAGUUUUGGGGGAAGGAUUUACAAGGCAUAAAGACGAUGAAGCUUUAAAUGAACAUUUAAAAACACAAUUACAUUCAGAAGAUCCUAUGGCCGAAUAUUUUCGUGUUAAAAAUCAUAAAAUACAAAUGAGGACAGGAAUUGUUUAUCCAACAUAUAAAGGCCAAUGCCCACCAAAUCGUUAUGAAAUUAAACCAGGUUAUAGAUGGGAUGGUGUUGAUCGUUCUAAUGGUUUUGAAUCAAAAAUGUCUUUGGAAAAGAAUAAAAAGAUUGCGCAUAAAGAAUUAACGUAUCGAUCUAUUGCUGAAUGUGAAUAAUUUGUUUGUGUGAGGUUUUUUUAAUUUUCUUUUAAUUUUUAUAUUCAAAAAUAAUUUAAAUAAAUACUUUUUUCGAUUAAUUAUAUUUUUACUUAAAUUUAGUGAAAAUUAGGAUGGGUUUUUAACUUUGUGGUAGGGUCUCGUUUAUCCAGGGAAAAUUUUCGAGUGGACUAGUUCAGUUAUCUUUCGUAAGUUUGUACAUAUGUCUGGAUAAAAGACCUAGACGUAAUAUAGAUCAAAAAUCCUUGUUA